Molecule: messenger RNA, 1076 nt
Organism: Dermacentor silvarum
Lineage: Eukaryota; Metazoa; Arthropoda; Arachnida; Ixodida; Ixodidae
Product: neprilysin-4-like
Exons: 8
Coding region: 136-1056 (306 amino acids)
Biological process (GO): protein processing
Cellular component (GO): plasma membrane
Molecular function (GO): metalloendopeptidase activity
Source: RefSeq, a predicted model, not a curated record
AUUUCCUUUAAAGCACUUCCAGAUACUUCCGAUGCGUUAAUUGGAGUGCUGAAGGAAUCUGGAUAUGAUGCCUGGCCGGUUCUCAGCGGACAGCACAUCUUUAACUCCAGUAACUGCACGGACUUACUUCAACAUAUGGACAUUUCUGAUAUUCUCUAUGUGGAGAUAGGUAAAAAGAAAGCAUACGCCAGGAAACCGGUGUCUGACUACGCUGUAUACAUUAAGCCUAUGCUCAUUCACAAAGAAAUAAAAAAGGUGACAAAUCUCACAGCAAUAAUAAGCAACACUAUCAAAUUCUUAAAACCAGGAAUUGAAAAUGCAAUGCUUGAAAACCUAACUAAUCAAUUGGUGGAAUUCUCACUGAAGAUGUCGGAGAUAGCGGAAAGAGUGAGUGUGAAUAAUCCCUACACUAUAUCUUCACUAGAAGCAAAGUUUCCCAAUAUUCCUUUAUCUGCCUUACUGAAGAAAGAAUUUGAAAAGGUUAACAUCACAUUGUACGAUACAGAGACGGUCAAUGUGUAUGAUACUUACUGCUGGGAGUUAAGCAAGUUCUUGGACACUGCCAACCCGAACACUCUUUAUAACUAUGGAGGAUUCCUUACAUUGUUUCCUUACCUCGGAUAUGUAAAUAUCAGCAAUGUAAGCGAGCGCAAGAGCCGUAAUUGGAGUGAAUGCAUAACUUUGUUGGACGAAAGUGCCCGUGACGUUCUCGACAAUUUAUACAUAACCAACGAACCCAACCACACCGCGAUUAAGACUGAGGUAGAAGACAUAGCGCGCAAAGUGAUAGAGGCGUUCAAUGAAACGCUUCAAAAGAACAGCUGGAUCGACAGUAAGACGCGACAAGCCUUCGAAAAACAGUUGAAAGAAGCGCCAAUGGGAAUAGGAUACCCGGAGGCACUAUUGGACAUGUCAGCACUUGAAGCUCUCUACAAAUACGUACCAUACUUUCCUUCGAAUACAUCAUUCACAGAAGCCUUGUACUACUUUCGUGAAAACUUGUACAAAAUGAAUUUGCGUAAGUUUCGGCAUCCAGAAGAGAGCAAUUGGCGGUGAGUAAUAAGUGGUUCAAAAAA